Messenger RNA from Rotaria socialis, 1638 nucleotides. The record is from the annotation of a GenBank genome assembly. NCBI's taxonomy places the organism in Eukaryota, Metazoa, Rotifera, Eurotatoria, Philodinida, Philodinidae.
AUGACUCAACACUUUGCCUUAAUGAAGAGAAAACAAUGGAAAAAUGUAAAUUGCUCAAAUAAUUUAUUUCAAGAAAUUUUUCAUCGUGUUUAUAACAAAAAUCUAUGCUGUUUUCGAUCUCAUAAAACUGGUCACAUGACAUUACAACGCAUACAUAAUUAUUGUGAAAAGCAGGGCUUCAUAUUAAAUGAUUCAACAAUAAAUACGAUUCAAAUAUCUUUUGCAAAUAUGAUAACAUCAGCAUUUGAUUAUGUCAUUGAAGGCAACCAUCCCGAUCAUAAUAGAACUGAUAUUAAAUUUCAAUUAACACAUGUUAAUGCAUUACCUAGUCGUAAUGAAAAAGGAAUCUUUAUUAUUAUCGAACUAGGAAAUAUUAUUGAAGAUGUACGAUAUAAUCUUGUUUCUUUACUUGGAAAGCAAAUACCAUCCUAUGAUAUUUUACAUAGUCGAGGUUAUAAUUUAGCUGAAGAAAUACGCAAGAGUAAUGGUACUUUGUUAGUCGACCAAUUAACUAUUGGAUUAAAAGAUUUUCUCGAACAGAUUUCAUUAAACGAAAAACUUCCUCAAAUAAUUCAACUUGGUUUACUUGUUCAUUUUCCUAUAAAACAAAAUGAGCUCAAUCAUGCUGAGAUAAUAUCUUGGUCGAAUCGUUUUCAUUGUCCUGAUUUACUUAAUUGCGACUUUUUACAUAUUUUUCGUCAAUCAAUUCAACGCUACAUAUUGAAUUAUCGUAUAGAUUUAACAGCAUGUAUGCAAGAAAGUGUUGCUGCAUUAAUAUCGGUAGCAUUUGAAUAUCCAAAUACGUUAAUUUCAAUUAUAUUUAAUCAUACAUUUCAAUUAUCAUUUGUUGAAGAUACAGAAAUAUUACGUUCAAAAAAUAUUUUUCAACAAAAAGAAUUACGUGCACUUUAUCAAACAAUUCUUUCGUUUAAUUUUCAAUUUCUACAUUCGAAUAAAUCAAUAAAAAGUCACGCAUUAUUUCAAACAUUAUUAACAUCGAUCGAUAUAAAUGUAAUGCGCCGAUUAAAUGUUAAUUAUUUUGAUAUAUUUACAUGUGACUUGUGUUUACUUGAAAUUAUACGCUUAACAAUAGUUGAAUUAUGUAUUCAUGAAAAAUUAUUACCCUAUGAAUUGUGGUCAAACUCGAAAUUGAUUGAGCAGGGUUCGAUAGACUUUAAAUUUAUUUCAUAUCUUUUACAGGGUAAAUAUUCAAAAUUAAAAUUUUAUUUAACUAAAUUGGAUUUAAAGAAAAUUAAAAAAAUAAGUUUAAUCUAUAUGGAAUAUAUUUGCCAUGUUGUAAUUCGACGUUCAACACAAAUUCUUUCUUGUUUAAUUGCUUGUUUAUCUGAUCGUUAUAAUGAAGAAAAUUUAACUAUUGCUAUUGAUAGUUAUCUUUAUCGUUCGUGUCCGGUUUAUCAAAUGUAUUUGUAUCAUGAUAUUGAAUAUUUACGAGAAUCUUGGAUAAAGAUGUUUCAUUUUAUCAAUGCAGCCAAUAAAUUUUAUCUUGGUCCAGCAGCUGUGAUGGGUUUACAAAAGACACAAAAAGCCAUGAUAAAUCAAGAUGAUGCUAUCAGUCAUUUACAUAUACGUACAAAACCAUAUCAACAUACUGACACUACUAAAUUAUCUUAUUCAUAA